This is a messenger RNA of Talpa occidentalis (Iberian mole), 686 nucleotides long. RefSeq names its product GRB2 binding adaptor protein, transmembrane (gene GAPT). The record is from RefSeq and is a predicted model, not a curated record. Lineage: Eukaryota; Metazoa; Chordata; Mammalia; Eulipotyphla; Talpidae. Gene Ontology annotation, cellular component: membrane. The coding region runs from base 205 to 684 and encodes 159 amino acids. The transcript has a single exon.
CCAUGUUCCAAAACUAUGUUUACUCACUCUCUCUUCAAAUUGCUUCAGGACAUUGCCAGAUGAUCUUCUUUUAGGGCUGAAAAAUAAAUGCCUAAAAGAUCUUUCAAAAUUGCAUUUGAACCAUACCCUACAAGGAAUUACUGUGGUCUGUACUUGUGAAUUCAUCAAGGGCUGCCCCAGACCACAGAACAACACUGUGCAAAAAUGCUGAAAAAUUGUGGAAGUACAACAGCGGCCAUUUCUGUAGGAAUUUCUCUUUUUUUAUUGGUGGUGGUCUGUGGAAUUGGGUGUGUUUGGCACUGGAAACGCAAUAACACACCACAAUUUACCUUACCAAGUUUUUUGCAAAGGAGAAGGAGCAGGAAAAAAGAAUCUACUGAAACACUACCCUUCAGUCCCUAUGUGGUCAGCUCAAGUCAGCAAAUGUCAUUUCAAACUCAAGACCACGGACCUGCUGAGAGAGAGGCUGACAUACAGGAUCACUAUGAAAAUAUGAAUGUAAGUCCACACGAAGCUGAAGAAGAAAGUGAGAAGGAAAUAUACGAGAACAGUGAACAAUCCAAUUUUGAAGAGCAUAUUUACGGGAACGAGACACCAUCUCCUUAUUAUAACUUCCAGAAGCAUAGUAUUAGUAGCUCUGAAGUUCCUCAAGAUGAAGACAUAUAUAUUCUUCCAGAUCCAUAAAA